Ahaetulla prasina is the source of this 2953-nucleotide messenger RNA. RefSeq names its product tripartite motif containing 59 (gene TRIM59). Gene Ontology annotation, molecular function: zinc ion binding. Gene Ontology annotation, cellular component: cilium; intraciliary transport particle B; centrosome. Bases 463 to 1932 code for a protein of 489 amino acids. Lineage: Eukaryota; Metazoa; Chordata; Lepidosauria; Squamata; Colubridae. Gene Ontology annotation, biological process: cilium assembly. The record is from RefSeq and is a predicted model, not a curated record. The transcript is spliced from 2 exons.
GGCUCAGAGAACAUGAAUGGUCCAAAGCAACCCAGUGAAGUGACACUGUAUUUGAACCCGGGUCUGGCUGCUUCUAGUGCAUCACCUGAACUCUUGCUGGGACAGUCCAGGCUCUCCACGAGGAAGGUGUCAGAUCCAGGCAAGAGCUGAGACUUUAGCAGCAAGAGCGCACCUGGCAAAGAAGUUUCGUUGCACUGCUACCGAUCAUCACCAUACCGUACUUAACCAGACAAACUUUGUAGCAUCUCGGCGUGCUUUCGGGCGCGCGUGUAAUUUCCGCCUCAUUUUAAAAGCUCGAAAGUUUGAAAGUCAGACCCGAGCGUUUUGUUUCUUAGUCUUCCAGACAAUCGUCGGUACAAAAACAGCCUCGGGCAGUUAAGCGAGGCCAAACAACAAAGAGAUGCAAAUUACGUUCCAGCACCGCCCACUCGGGCAAACCGUUAACGGCCAUCUCGCGGUGAAAUGCCUCGCAGCCCACCCUCCCGCCUCCAGCCUUUCCUUUUUGAACGAAACCUUCCAAAAACUGAUUGGCUUGAGGCCGCUCGGCUUCUUUCAGCGCGUGCGCAGGAGCGAAGCGGCCGGCCGUUUCCUUUCUCUUUUCCUGUUGCUUCUGAUUGGAGGCGGCGGGAGGAGCAUCAUUGGGAGGCCGCCGAGGCCGUCUCCGGUGGGGGAGCGCCUUCUCCGCGGCAAGAGAAGUUUGGGGGAACCGGCGGCCUGCUUGGCGCUUCGGGAAUCCGGCGGGAGGCUGAGGAAAUGCAUUAUUUUGAAGAGGAAUUAACUUGUUCUAUUUGCUACAGUAUAUUUGAUGAUCCUCGUGUACUGCCAUGUUCGCAUACAUUUUGUAGAAAUUGUUUGGAAAGUAUUCUUCAGAUAUCAGGCAAUUUUUCCAUAUGGCGCCCCUUAAGGCUUCCUCUGAAGUGUCCCAAUUGUAGAAGUAUUGUUGAAAUUCCUCCAUCUGGUACAGACGCUUUGCCUGUAAACUUUGCAUUAAAGGCUAUUAUUGAAAAGUAUCAACAAGAGGAUCAUCCUGAAGUUGCUACUUGCAGUGAGCAUUAUAGACAACCACUAAAUAUUUACUGUCUACUAGACAGAAAACUUGUGUGUGGCCAUUGUCUUACAAUAGGAAAACAUCAUGGCCAUCCUAUAGAUGACCUACAAAGUGCCUACAUGAAAGAAAAAGAAACUCCUGGAAGACUCCUUGAACAGUUGACGGAUAAACAUUGGAGUGAAGUUUGUUUGCUUAUUCAGAAUCUGGAGGAACAGAAAGCUCAGUGUGGGAGCAUUGUUCAGGAGGAUAAAAAAACAGUUUUGCAAUAUUUUAAGAGACUUGGAGAUGCCCUUGAUCAGAAAAAACAAGCUUUACUUACAGCUCUGGAUGAUGUAAAUAUGCAAAUUGAGACCGAAUAUGAACCUCUCAUAGAAAUGUUGAAAGCAAUACGAGAAGAGCAACUUGAACUAAUGUCACUGAAUACAUCGUUUCAAGAGGAGGAGUCUCCUCUUCAUUUUCUGGAGAAAGUUGAGGAAAUACGUCAGCGUGUUAAAAUUUUAAGGGAAAAACCAUUACCUAUGAUUAAGCCGGUUGAAAUCCAUCCUAGAAUAGGACAGGUGUUAAAAGAUGUGUGGAGCAAAAGUGAAAUUAAUCAGAUUAACAAAAUUCUCAUUCCCAAAAUAAAGCUAAUUUCAAAACAAAAAGUAUGUUCCCAGGAUUGUGACAAUGAGACUAGACCAGCUAAAAAAUCCUUCUGGUCCUUCAGUCCUUUGGCAAUUAUACUACUUUCUUUUAUUUUUCUUACUGUUGCCUUUAGCCAACAUAUAUUAACAUUCAUAAAUGAAAUAGUUUUUCCAUGUAUUUUUGAUACUUUGCAGAUAAUUUAUCAAGACUUAAGUAAAAGAUUGCACAUAGCAGUGGAAAACACUAUGAUAUACCCCUGAUUUAAUUAAAGAAUAUUUUUGCUUUUGAUAGCAACUUCUUGCCCUGCUAAGAAAAAAAUCUGAAUUCUAAUGGAUUUAAUUUUAACUUGAUGUUAAAUUAAGGUUUAAUUGAUAUCAACGUCUUUUUUCAAGAGUGUCAGAAAUUACCUAGCAUUACAAAUAGGCCAGUUACAGCCUGUACUGUUUGAACAAAUGUUCAAUUCUCUUCCCUAUAUGCAUGCAGAGGUAAUCUCUUGCCCACAGAAGACCAUGUAAAGAUUGUGUGAGAAUUGAGGUGAACUGUGAGAUCCUUAGGACUAUCUGAGCUUGUUUGUUUUUUUGCAGACGUUUCAUUACCCAAGGUAAUGAACCCUAGGUAACAUCAUCAACCACUAAGAACACUCCCACCAACAGUGAUGGGGCAAGAAACUUGUACAUAAACAGAGAACAAACUUCACUCCUAGUGGUAAUGGUGUUACCUAGUUGGAUAAUGAAAUGUCUGCAAGAAAACAAGUUUUGAUGGCACCAAGGACCUUGCAGUUCAACCCUAAACUACAAAUAUUCUCUUCUUUUGGGAUCAAGGUUGAGUUUGGCUUGACUUGAUGGUUUACUCUUGUCACAUCUUUGUUGUCUUCACAUCCAUAAUUUUUAUAUACAAUUAAUAUAAUACAAUGCUAAUUAUCCAAAAACUCUUUUAAAUUGCUUUUCCUGUUAGGAACAAAUAUUGGAGACUAAAUAUUUUUAAGUGUUUCCUUAUGAAAAAGGAAAUUAGAUGAAACAUCUAACAAUUUCUACUCAGUUCUAAUAUUUCAAAUAGUAUGACUUGCAAAGAUAAAACAUAUUUUUAUUAACUCCUUUAAUAGAGAGAGAGAGAGAGAGAGAUUAUCUUGAUGGAUAAGGAAGCAUAUAUUUCUAGUCUUAACAUUUAAAAUUUAUAUUACAUCAUCUCAGUGUUCAUAAAGCUAAACAAUUUUUUAAAAUCAGCAUUUGCAAUAAAUCUCCCAGGGGUUCUGGUUUUAGUUCCACAAAGAUUUGAGCCUGU